This is a messenger RNA of Hyalella azteca, 2050 nucleotides long. RefSeq names its product cytochrome P450 4c3 (gene Cyp4c3). Gene Ontology annotation, molecular function: monooxygenase activity; iron ion binding; heme binding. Lineage: Eukaryota; Metazoa; Arthropoda; Malacostraca; Amphipoda; Hyalellidae. The record is from RefSeq and is a predicted model, not a curated record. The transcript has 11 exons. The coding region runs from base 36 to 1532 and encodes 498 amino acids.
GUAAGGAAAUACGAAAUAAGAAAUAUUCACAGAUUAUGGGGCUCUUGGCGCCGUUUAUUCUCACAGUGCUGCUGGUCUGGGUGGCCAUGAAGAUCAUGAAAUGGAGUGCCUCGGUGCGUGCGCUGGACAGCAUUAAAGGCCCCAAGGAGCUCCCCAUACUGGGCAACGCGCUGGAUUUUCUUGUCCCUCCCGACGAAAUACUAGGCGUCAUGAUCUCGAUGUGUCGUAAGGACUCGCCCAUGACCAGGUUUUGGAUGACGAAGUUCAAGCCGUACGUGGUUCUGCACAGCGCACCAUGUGUAGAGGUGCUGCUUAGCGGAAAUAAAGCUCUCACAAAAAGUUCCGAUUAUGAUUAUCUGCUGCCGUGGCUGGGGCGAGGUCUUCUCAUCUCGACAGGGGCGAAAUGGUUUGGCCGUCGAAAGAUGUUAACCCCCGCAUUCCAUUUCAAAAUUUUGGAAGAUUUUGUCGAAGUUUUCAACCAAAAAUCGGCAAUAUUAGUCAGUAAACUUGCAGAAAAGGCAACCGGAGAAGCGUUCGAUAUCUUCAACAUGGUUACAAUGUGCACCCUGGAUACAAUCAUGGAAACCACGAUGGGUCUCAGCAUGGACGUGCAGCGGCAAUCCGAAAUCCCGUACGUGGAGGCGGUCCACAAGAUUUCCAGUAUUGCUCAAGAUCGUCAGAAGAAACUUUGGCAACAGUGGGACUGGCUUUUCCGCCUCGUGGGAGACGGCAAAGAGCACGACAGAUGCCUUAAGAUUUUACACGGCGUCUCUUUGACAACUAUUCGCGAACGUCGCCGCCUCUACGCGGCUUCCAGUAAAAGCGACAACUCCGCUCCAGAAGGCACCAAGGAGCGCCUGCCGUUCCUAGACCUGCUGUUGAAAUACUCGGCCGAGGGCGUGGACUUGAGUGAUGAGGACAUCCGUGAGGAGGUGGACACGUUCAUGUUCGAGGGACACGACACCACCGCCACCGCCGUCAACAUGACCCUCUACCUGCUGGGGAGUCAUCCGCAGGUCUUGGCAAAAGUUCACGAAGAGCUUGACGCGGUGUUGGGUGACGACGAGUUCAUCAGCAGCGAGCAUCUCACGCAGCUCAAGUACCUGGAGCGCUGCGUGAAGGAGGCGCUCAGGCUGUACCCUUCUGUGCCGAUCAUCGGGCGAGUCAGCGCUCAGGACCUUGUCAUCGAUGGAAAACUUAUUCCUGCGGGAACCAACUUGAUGAUCUUCAUUUACCUCCUGCAUCGUGACCCAGAGCAGUUCCCAGACCCUGAAACUUUCGACCCUGACAGGUUCCUUCCAGAGCAGAUUGCCAAGAGGCAUCCUUAUGCCUACGUGCCUUUCAGCGCCGGCCCUCGCAACUGCAUCGGCCAGAAGUUUGCACUGAUGGAGGAAAAGGUGAUACUGGCGAGCGUGCUGCGACGGUUCACCAUCAAGAGCCUUCAUCGCCCGCAUGAGCUGCGGAUGAUGGGCGAGAUCAUCUUGAGGCCCAAGCGAGGGGUCAUGUUGAAGAUGUGGCCCAGAAACAACUAACAAACCAUCGCAAAUGGUCUGCACACUAACUUUGAAUUUCAAAUGUAGCUUGGCAAAUUAUUUACUGACGAUAAAUCGAUAAGUUGGCUUAACAAAAAUUUGUCGAGUAAUAAUGAGGAUUUCUUGUUUAGUUCUGCUCAAAUAAAGACUCAUUUUGACACUGAAUUAAAAUUUAGGAGUAAAUUAGUGUAUGAAAACAUUUACACUAUUGAAAUUGUUGAAAUUGUGAAUUAGGCUUCUUUCGAACUGACUGGUAUGAUAAUGAUUUGGGGGGAACGAAAAAAAAUCAUUCAACCUCUGCGGAUUGGAAUGAUGGCUAUUUAAUUAGACAAAAACGUGAUUCAGAGAGAGGACACAUCUUAGUUUCGUGUUUUGAGCUCCAUUGUACUAAUCAAGAUCCAGUUGCUACGAGAGCCAUUUCAUGUUCGUCAGCUAUAAAGCUGGCGAACAUUUGAUAAACGUUGAUGCCCUUAACUAUAUUAUUAUAUAUGGUGUUCAACAAAAAUUUCCCAAACUUU